This is a messenger RNA of Strongylus vulgaris, 147 nucleotides long. The record is from the annotation of a GenBank genome assembly. Lineage: Eukaryota; Metazoa; Nematoda; Chromadorea; Rhabditida; Strongylidae.
AUGGAGAGAGGUGUGUAUGGUGUGGUUGGUGUAAGUUGUGCAGAGACGCAGCGUAACGACGAACAAUUCUUCGCCCGUUCAGCUCCCCCCGUCUACCUGUGCCCCCGUAGCCGCGGCGGCGGUCGGUAUGGUGGUGCCGGUGCCGGC